Messenger RNA from Miscanthus lutarioriparius, 987 nucleotides. NCBI's taxonomy places the organism in Eukaryota, Viridiplantae, Streptophyta, Magnoliopsida, Poales, Poaceae. The record is from the annotation of a GenBank genome assembly.
AUGUCUUCCUCCGCCUACCAUCGGAACCCGGUUUCUUUUUCGCAGCCUCACUCGUGUGCAGGCGCUGGCGCCGCCUCGUCCGUAGCCGAGCAUUCCUCCGCCGCUUUUGCGCAUUCUAUCGAACACCUCCCGUGCUCGGCUUUUUCCAGAACCUCUGGACACUCAGCUGCCCCCCUGGACCAGCGCAUCCGCUUCGUCCCCACUGCCGCCACCUCCACGAGGUUCUCCCCGCUGACUGGCUUGCAGUACUGGGUGCUUGACUGCUUCCACGGCCGCGUUCUCCUCUACAGCGACGCUGACAAAGAGUUCCUUGUCUGGGACCCCAUGGCCGGAGACACACACUAUGUGAGCGCGCCCCCGGAUCUGAUUUGGCGAGAUAUCGCCGCCGCCGUAGUCAGCGUGGCCGGGCACGAUGACCUCACCGAUUGCCACUCGAGCCUGUUCCAAAUCGUCUUGUUGGACAGCAAGGUGGACGAUCGAUACUGGGUAUCUGCUUGCAUCUACUACUCAGAAACGGGCAUCUGGGGCGAUUGGGCUGCAAUCGGAACGCCAUCUAUCAUUAGUUCAGAGUCAAACGCCUUUGUGGGCAAUUCUGUGUACUGCAAGCUCGAUUUUGCCGAGGAAGACAGCAAUCACAUUCUUGAGUUUGAACUGCAUGGCCAGAGAUUGGGUUUGAUUGAGCUGCAGAGGGCACUAGGGAAAAUUAUAUGUGUGGCUGGGUGGGCACUGCUCAGGAUAAUUGAUAUGGACAAGCUCACUCUCCCUGGUGUCCCAGUUGGAGAUAUGUUCUUAUGGUCUUCUGCAGUUGCAUUUGCUAGGGACAGUGAAGACCUUUUCCUACAAGCAGAAGCUGGCAUCUUCAUGAUCAAUCUGAGGUCAAUGCACCUCAGGAAAGUGCUUGAAGCAAGUGGCUCAGCUAUUUAUCCCUAUGCAAGCUUCUACACUCGAGGUUGUGACAUUGCGGGCAUAGAUGACAGAGAUGAAUAA